Molecule: messenger RNA, 1731 nt
Organism: Phytophthora sojae
Lineage: Eukaryota; Oomycota; Peronosporomycetes; Peronosporales; Peronosporaceae
Exons: 1
Coding region: 1-1731 (576 amino acids)
Source: RefSeq, a predicted model, not a curated record
AUGGAGAUUCUGCGUCCGGCGUCGGGCAACUUGCCGUUGACUGCGGCUCGCGCGCGGACGGAGGUGUUGGAUCGCCUUGCGCAGAAAUACGACCACCAAUGCCGCACCUCCUUAGCUGCUUCGAACGCGGUCACGUUGGCGAUCAAUAACACUGGAGCUGGCGAUAGUGAAGCGAAGAAAACGACGUACGUGGCACUGGAUGAGUGGCGACAUGGAUUUGUACUGGCGGAGGGUAACGGCGCCGCGGCGUCGCCUUACGUUGCUGAAGUGCUCUCGGCGCUGUCGUCGCUGCCGUGCUCAAACUCCGGCACUAAGGUCUUCAUGGUCACGCCGACGUCGGGCGCUUACGCUCGAGCACGCCAGGAACUGCUACGCACCUCCAGCGCUCCGACCAACCCCUUCACGCUCACGGGCGUGUGCAUGACGCAGCAGACGGCGCUGCUACUUCACGAGUUGAUUAUCACCAGUCUGUCACUGGAGGAGGCGCUCGACAACGCUGUUCUUACUGCUGAUGCCCUGCACGUGAUGCCAUCGCUGCGUGAGCGUGUGAUCCGGGAGGUCUUCUUGGAGAAUGACAGUGCUGAUGUCGAAGGAGACGCUAGCGCCUUCGCUCAAGUCUCGGUUACAAGCUGGCGCUCCAUCGCGAUGGCAGUGAAGCAGGCCACUCGUCUCGAAUCCUUCUUACGCGCAGCGAUCGAGCAAGAGAAGCAGGCCUCGUCAACGCCGUCAGCCAUCCUGCGUCAGUUAGUAGAUGUGGGCAGCAGCGAUAUGGCGUGGAACACGCUGCGUCACACUGCGCAGCUUCUUGCGCCGCUCAACUUCCUGUCGGCGCUGAGUGAACUGCAGAGCGCUACGUCUGGCCAGAUGCUGGCGCUGUGGAUCUGGCUGUUCGGUGCUGCCAGUCGUUCCCCGCUUCUCGACGGGAACUCGGGCGCCAUAAGCACCAGUUUCCUGCAGCGCAUGGAGUGCUACGUGGGGGAACACUUCAUGGCCUGCUUGGUGCUAGACCCUCGCGUCCACGGCGCGGGUUUGAGUGUGUCUGGACUGCGACGCGCGCGCGGCGUCACCGUUCGCGUGGCGACUGCACUGAUCCCGGGCUUCAACGAGAACAACUUUAUUCGCUCGUACAACGACUACAUGAAGCAGUCCGGCGACUUCGGCGAGCCUGGAGUGUGGAACGCCGCCAAUACGGCCAAUCCGAUGGAGUUCUGGGGCGACUACGAGGGCGAUCCGCUGCACAACCAGCUCGCGAUUGUCGCCAAGACGGUCUGCGCGUAUGUCCCCCACACCAGUUCGAUCGAGGAGCUGUGGGCGGCUCACGCGCGUAGAAGCUCGAGCUCUUCGACUGAAGCCGCGACUGCCGAAGCUUCCCAGCUGCACGAGAAGUGCACGAAGGUUCGUCACAGCGUCUCUGUCAGCGCCCGCGCCGAUGUCAAGAGCGUCGUGAUCAGGUUCCAGACGCUGCUGGAGGGCGAGAACGAGCCGUCCGCCGAGGAAAUGCUGCAGUCCAAUGCUGCGGCCCAAGACCCCAGCGAGCAGGAGGGCGGCGCGCUCAAUCUGUCGGUGCGAACGGUGCUGCAGAGCAUCCAGGACGGACUGGACGAGGACAUGGCGGAAACGGGAGCUUCGACCACGAACCUGGACGCUUCCUGGUUUGAUAUCAGCUCCACGGGCCUGGACAAGAUCCGAGAGACGAUGGAGAAGUUCCUGAGCGCUGCCAUCCAGCAGUAG